Paramisgurnus dabryanus is the source of this 1292-nucleotide messenger RNA. It is a transcript of the gene pcyt1ba, whose product is annotated as phosphate cytidylyltransferase 1B, choline a. The record is from RefSeq and is a predicted model, not a curated record. Gene Ontology annotation, biological process: CDP-choline pathway. Gene Ontology annotation, molecular function: phosphatidylcholine binding; choline-phosphate cytidylyltransferase activity. Lineage: Eukaryota; Metazoa; Chordata; Actinopteri; Cypriniformes; Cobitidae.
GGAAGGGCUUUGAUGGGAGUGGCUGAGGGAAAAAAAUAAUCGAGUGGGCGGGACGUAGAUGCAGGUUCGCUGUAGUAGAGCAUCCUUUACAGAGCAAGCUUGGCUAACAGCUACGGUUCAAAACUGAUGCUGAGUCAGGGAGAGGUUUCAAUUAGAGUCACAUCCUGCUCGGUUUGGACCCUCCAAAAACUAUGGAGGAGCUGGAACACACCUGUCCAUUUCCACGAACGCCUCUUACAGAACCAGCCAUAUUUACCACAGAGACGAGUUGUGAGUGUCAGGCCCCACACGAGAAGCUUACAGUAGAUCAAGCUCGGCUCGGGACACCUGUGGACAGGCCGGUGCGAGUCUAUGCAGAUGGGAUCUUUGAUCUUUUCCAUUCUGGUCACGCCCGAGCUUUGAUGCAGGCUAAGAAUCUGUUUCCUAACACCUAUCUUAUAGUUGGAGUAUGCAGUGAUGAGCUCACUCACAAGUACAAGGGCUUCACGGUAAUGACCGAAGAGGAGCGAUACGAAGCUUUGAGACACUGCCGAUACGUCGAUGAGGUUUUGCCUGACGCACCCUGGACUCUGACUCAAGAAUUUUUAGAAAAACAUAAGAUUGACUUUGUAGCCCACGAUGAUAUCCCAUACUCCUCCGCUGGAUCUGAGGAUGUCUACAAGCAUAUUAAGCAGGCAGGUAUGUUUGUGCCCACUAAAAGGACAGAAGGGAUUUCAACGUCUGACCUGAUAACCCGGAUAGUGCGAGACUACGAUGUAUACGCUAGGCGUAACUUGCAGAGGGGCUACACGGCUAAAGAACUGAAUGUCAGUUAUAUCAACGAGAAGAAGUAUCGUCUGCAGAAUCAGGUGGACAAGAUGAAAGAGAAGGUGCGGACUGUAGAGGAAAAAUCCAAGCACUUUGUUUAUAGAGUGGAGGAGAAGAGCCAUGAUCUAAUCCAGAAGUGGGAGGAGAAAUCACGGGAGUUUAUUGGGAACUUUUUGGAGCUCUUUGGCCCAGAUGGAACAUGGCAGAUGUUUCAGGAACGUAGUGGACGAAUGAUCCAGGCUUUCUCCCCGCACUGCUCGCCCAGCAGCAGCCCUCCGAGAGAAUAUUCUCCAUCACGUUCCCCGUCGCCCCCCGCCCGCUGGGCCAUGACCAGAACAUCACCGCCCUCCUCCCCGAAAGGCGCAUCCGCCUCUAUCAGCAGCAUGAGCGAAGGUGACGAGGAUGAAAAGUGACCAUUACACAUUUACUGUACUUUGUAGAUUGCACUUUACCCUAACACACACACACACACGCAAACAAAGGCA